Messenger RNA from Lacerta agilis (Sand lizard), 3384 nucleotides. It is a transcript of the gene SLC43A1, whose product is annotated as solute carrier family 43 member 1. Gene Ontology annotation, molecular function: neutral L-amino acid transmembrane transporter activity; L-amino acid transmembrane transporter activity. Gene Ontology annotation, biological process: neutral amino acid transport; transmembrane transport. Bases 432 to 2165 code for a protein of 577 amino acids. The transcript has 16 exons. Lineage: Eukaryota; Metazoa; Chordata; Lepidosauria; Squamata; Lacertidae. The record is from RefSeq and is a predicted model, not a curated record.
CUUUCUGCGCGGGCCGCUCGCUGCGCGCCCUCUCCGACCCUCCAGGCGCGCAACACGCUUGUUUCUCCGGGGCGGGCAGGACCAGCCACCCCGCGGCCGCCGCUGGCAAGACCCACCAGCGCAGCGCGGCGCGUAAUCUUCGCCGAGGUGGAGGGCAGGGCCAGGAGGAGAUCCCCCCCCUCCAGCUCUCCACCCCUCCCGAGCGCAGCGGCGGCAACACCUCGCCGAGGAAGAGCAGGCGCGACUCCAUUGCCGCCCGCCGGAGAUCCGGCGCCCAGUGAAGCGUUAAAUCUUCUGGGAGCUCCGCUGUAUCUGUCAAGCUUCAGAAGUCUCAGCCCCAAAUGCUCAGAAGGAAAAGGCUGCCUUCAGGACUCGGGAGCCCAGCAUAACACUUGGAGCCCUUACAACCUGGUCUCCAAGUCCGAGGGAAGAUGGCGCCAAGCCUGCAGCAGGCGUACCGGCGGCGCUGGUGGAUGGCCUGCACCGCAGUGGUGGAAAACCUCUUCUUCUCUGCCGUUCUGCUGGGCUGGGGCUCCUUGCUCAUCAUGCUCAAGCACGAAGGGUUCUACUCCCAUAUAUGCAUAGGUGUGAAUGACACCAAUGCCACUAACGGCUCAGCUGCGACUACCUCGUCUCACCCUUGGCCCAAGUGCGUGGAGCAGGAGGAGAUGCUCAACCUGGGCUUCACCAUUGGCUCCUUUUUACUGAGUGCGGCCACUUUGCCUCUGGGGAUCCUCAUGGACCGGCUUGGUCCCAGGCCACUGCGCCUGGUUGGCAGUGCCAGCUUUGCUCUUUCCUGUUGUCUCAUGGCCCUGGCAGCCUACAAACCACUGGUUCUUUCACCGCUGAUUUUCCUUGGCCUUUCCCUGAAUGGCUUUGGUGGGAUCUGCCUGACCUUCACUUCCUUAACUCUGCCCAACAUGUUUGGACACCUGCGGUCCACUUUCAUGGCCCUCAUGAUUGGCUCGUAUGCUUCCUCUGCUGUUACAUUUCCCGGGGUCAAGCUGAUCUACGACAGUGGAGUUUCCUUCAUCACCAUUAUGCUCGUCUGGUCAGGCCUGGCUUGCCUCAUCUUCCUCAACUGUGUGAUCAACUGGCCCCAUGAAUCCUUCCCAGCUCCCGAAGAAGUCAGCUACAUGAAGAAGAUCAAACUGAGCAGCUUAGCCCUCGACCACAAGGUGACGGGCGACCGGUUCUAUGUGCACGUGACGGCCGUGGGGCAGCGGCUGAGCCAGAGAACGCCCUAUAUCGAUGGGCUCUACCCACCUGUGGAGGACCUUUACCGAAAGUCUGGGAAGUCUUCUGAUCGUGCCACCCCCUUCCGCCGCAGCGUCUGCUCCCCCAUCUUUCUGUGGAGUCUCUUCACCAUGGGCAUGACCCAGCUGCGUGUCAUCUUCUACAUGGCAGCCAUGAACAAGAUGCUGGAGUUCCAAGUGACAGGCCGCCAGGACCCUGUUCCAGAAGAGUUGGCGGAUGAAGCUGAGAAAACAGUUGGCUUCUACUCCUCCAUCUUUGGUGUCAUGCAGUUACUGUGCCUUCUCACCUGUCCCUUCAUUGGCUAUGUGAUGGACUGGCGCAUGAAGGACUGUGUGGAUGCACCAGGGAACACCAACAGCUCUGGAUCGGCAAGGACCGAGACAAAAGGAAAGCCAGCCAAAGUUCGCUACUGUAAAAUCCAGAAGCUCACCAAUGCUAUUCGUGCCUUUGUCAUCACCAAUCUACUGCUGGUGGGAUUUGGUACCACUUGCCUGAUCGACAGCCUCCCUCUCCAGUUUGUGACCUUCAUCUUUCACACCAUGGUGCGUGGCUUUUUCCAUUCUGCCUGCGGAGGUCUCUAUGCCGCUGUGUAUCCGUCCAAUCACUUUGGUACAUUGACCGGUCUACAGUCCUUGAUCAGUGCUGUAUUUGCUCUCCUCCAGCAGCCACUCUUCAUGGCUAUGGUGGGACCACUACACGGUGAUCCCUUUUGGGUGAACCUUCCCCUCCUCAUCUUCUCUUUUGUGGGCUUCCUGCUUCCCAGCUACCUCUACUUCUACCGCCACAGGCUCCUCCAGGAACAGGCAGCCAAAGAAGGGAUUCCAGAUCAGGCGAACGGUGCCCAGACGAAACUCCAGGACAAUGCAGCCACCAAUGGCUUGUUGAGCAAUGAUGCCACCACUGUAUAAGCCAGGGACAGGGGAGGUGGGGAGCUUGUGGGUGACAGAGAACAGAAUGUGGAAUCCGAGUGCUGAGCAGAUGGAGUGAGACGCUAUUAGAGAGGGGAGGGGGAAAUACUGUGACAAUUUUAUAUUUGGGAACUAUGAAAAUAACCGAGGUGCUUUUAAAUCUCAACAAAUGCAUAUCUAUAUUUAUGUCUAUAUUUUAUAUAUAUCUAUAUACAGAAAGAGAACUCUAUUUUUUUUGCAGAGUAUUUUAAACGGCCCUAAAACUUUUUAAUAGAUGUUAGGGCAGUGAGCAUUAGAGGACUAGAAUAGUUUAUAGAAAGGUCUCUCUCUUGCUGACAGGUGCCAGAUCAUGGUGUCUAUGUCUGGUUCACAUCACUUAGCCAGCACUUUCCAAUCAUAGUCUCAACGUUCUGAGGCUGUGCUGCCAAAUUACCCUUUUCGUUCCCUCCUCUCUUGCCAUGGUGGUUAUUGCAGAUUCAAUCAAGGGAUGAAUGAAGCCAGCCUUCCCCAGCCUGGCACCUUCCAGAUAUUUUGGUUUUCAACCCUAAUUGACCUCAUUUGUAGAUCUGGAGGGCAUUAAAUUGAGGAAGGCUGAAUUAACGCACACAGGUGUCUGUCCAAGUGUAAUGCUUCCCCCCCCCCUCUCAACUGACUCUCAUGAGUCAAAAGAUGUUUCCUCAGCUUCCUUGUAUUCUGCCAGCUGCUGUUGGGGAUUCAAUAUUGGGGCAUCAUUUUACAGAUGACACUGCAAGUCCUCCCUCCAAUCUCCUAAUCCCACACCAAGCUUUAUGAAAACAAGUUUAUCUUGUCCCAAGACUAAACUCCGCUGACCUCUUGAAUGCUAUGUGUCUCUCUACGGGUUUGGGCCUUCUCUUGACAGCAGUUAUGACAAGAUGUGCAAAUUACAGAACUGGCUCUGGAUUACGCUGAGGAGGAUGUUAAUGUAACAGGAUUUGUAAUAGAGGAGAACAAGAAUGUAAUUUUUAAUGACUUUUAGCUGAAUUAUAUCCUAGCGAGAGCGACUAUAGCAGUGCUUUAUUGAGGCUGGAUUUCAGGUAUUAUACCAGCUAUAUUGCCAGACUCCCAGCAAAAAGACUUAUUUAUUUAUAUUUAAAUUUCUAGUGUUGCCUUUCUGCCAAAAAUUGUCCUCAACAUGGCUUACAGCAAGACAAUCAAUCAACAAUAAAACGAAACCAGUUUUGGUUCGAUUUUAUUACUA